Molecule: messenger RNA, 1418 nt
Organism: Procambarus clarkii (red swamp crayfish)
Lineage: Eukaryota; Metazoa; Arthropoda; Malacostraca; Decapoda; Cambaridae
Source: RefSeq, a predicted model, not a curated record
AUGUCUGUACUCUCUCAUCUCCCUCACCCAGAGGUGUUUUAUGAAAGCUUCCUGUGGGCUCCCUUCAUGCCAUCCGCUGGCACCAAGAGCUCCCUGGAACCAAGACUUCCUCCUCCUCCUGUACGUGUCAGUGUGGGUGCUGUAUCACGCUCCAUUACAGAUUUAACUGAAGAGCAGCAACAGGAGAAGGAAGAGCAGCAACAGGAGAAGGAAGAGCAGCAACAGGAGAAGGAAGAGCAGCAACAGAAGAAGGAAGAGCAGCAACAGGAGAAGAAGGAAGAGCAGCAACAGGAGAAGGAAGAGCAGCAACAGGAGAAGGAAGAGCAGCAACAGGAGAAGGAAGAGCAGCAACAGAAGAAGGAAGAGCAGCAACAGAUGAAGGAAGAGCAGCAACAGAUGAAGGAAGAGCAGCAACAGAAGAAGGAAGAUCAGCAACAGAUGAAGGAAGAGCAGCAACAGAUGAAGGAAGAGCAGCAACAGAAGAAGGAAGAUCAGCAACAGAUGAAGGAAGAGCAGCAACAGAUGAAGGAAGAGCAGCAACAGAUGAAGGAAGAGCAGCAACAGAUGAAGGAAGAGCAGCAACAGAUGAAGGAAGAGCAGCAACAGAUGAAGGAAGAGCAGCAACAGGAGAAGGAAGAGCAGCAACAGGAGAAGGAAGAGCAGCAACAGGAGAAGGAAGAGCAGCAACAGGAGAAGGAAGAGCAGCAACAGAAGAAGGAAGAGCAGCAACAGGAGAAGGAAGAGCAGCAACAGGAGAAGGAAGAGCAGCAACAGGAGAAGGAAGAGCAGCAACAGAAGAAGGAAGAGCAGCAACAGAAGAAGGAAGAGCAGCAACAGAUGAAGGAAGAGCAGCAACAGAUGAAGGAAGAUCAGCAACAGAUGAAGGAAGAUCAGCAACAGAUGAAGGAAGAUCAGCAACAGAUGAAGGAAGAGCAGCAACAGAUGAAGGAAGAGCAGCAACAGAUGAAGGAAGAGCAGCAACAGAAGAAGGAAGAGCAGCAACAGAUGAAGGAAGAGCAGCAACAGAUGAAAGAAGAGCAGCAACAGAUGAAGGAAGAGCAGCAACAGGAGAAGGAAGAGCAGCAACAGAUGAAGGAAGAGCAGCAACAGGAGAAGGAAGAGCAGCAACAGAUGAAGGAAGAGCAGCAACAGAUGAAGGAAGAGCAGCAACAGAUGAAGGAAGAGCAGCAACAGGAGAAGGAAGAGCAGCAACAGAUGAAGGAAGAGCAGCAACAGGAGAAGGAAGAGCAGCAACAGGAGAAGGGGCAGAGCAUCACUAACAACAGGAGGAGAAAGAGGAGUUACAUAAGCAGCAGCAACAGUUGGUGAAGGAACAAUUGGGCAGGGAAGGCUGCGUUGUUGAGGUGAACGGUGGCUUACCUUAACUGUCCGCUGGUCAUUCACUCCCGCUCUCUCAC